UGUUAAAAAGAGGAGCACGCGCGGCCGCUCGCUCGGACGCGCCGGCAACAUGAUGAUGAUGUCUCUGAGCAGCAAGCAGCCCUUCUCCGCCAUGGCGCACGCCACCCUGCACGCCGAGGCCAAGUACUCCUCGCUGCACUCGGGCGGCACCAACAACACGUCGUCCUCGUCGUCCGCCACCUCCAACGCGGUAUCCUCGUCCUCGUCGUCCUCGUCGUCCUCCUCCUCGGCGUCCUCGUGCAUCUCCUCCCGCCACAGCAGCAUCAUCAGCACCAGCUCGGAGGCGAUGCGGCGCGCGUGCCUCCCCACACCACCGAGCAAUAUAUUCGGCGGCUUGGACGAGAGUCUGCUGGCCCGGGCUGAGGCGCUCGCCGCGGUGGACAUCGUCUCGCAGAGCAAGAGCCACCUCCACCACCACCACCCGCCGCCGCACCACAGCCCCUUCAAGCCGGACGCCACCUACCACACCAUGAACACGCUGCCGUGCACCUCGUCGUCGUCCGCCUCCUCGGUGCCCAUCUCGCACCCGUCCGCGCUCGGGGGAGGCGGUGGCGGCGGCGGCGGCGGCGGCGGCGGCGGCGGCGGCCAGGGCCAGGGCCACAGCCACGGCCACGGCCACGGCCACGGCCACGGCCACGGCCACCACCACCACCAUCACCACCACCACCACCACCACCAGCCGCACCAGGGUCUGGAGGGCGACCUCCUGGAGCACAUCACUCCGGGCCUGGCGCUGGGGGCCAUGGCGGGCCCGGACGGCUCGGUGGUGUCCACGCCCGGCCACCCGGCGCACAUGGCCGGCAUGAACCACAUGCACCAGGCGGCGCUGAGCAUGGCGCACGCCCACGGGCUGCCGCCUCACAUGGGCAUGAGCGACGUGGACGCGGACCCGCGCGACCUGGAGGCCUUCGCCGAGCGCUUCAAGCAGCGGCGCAUCAAGCUCGGCGUGACGCAGGCGGACGUGGGCUCGGCGCUGGCCUCCCUCAAGAUCCCCGGCGUGGGCUCGCUGAGCCAGAGCACCAUCUGCAGGUUCGAGUCCCUCACGCUGUCGCACAACAACAUGAUCGCGCUCAAGCCCAUCCUGCAGGCGUGGCUGGAGGAGGCCGAGAAGUCGCACCGGGAGAAGCUCAACAAGCCCGAGCUGUUCAACGGCGCCGAGAAGAAGCGCAAGCGCACGUCCAUCGCCGCGCCGGAGAAGCGCUCGCUGGAGGCCUACUUCGCCAUCCAGCCCAGGCCCUCGUCGGAGAAGAUCGCGGCCAUCGCCGAGAAGCUGGACCUGAAGAAGAACGUGGUGCGCGUGUGGUUUUGCAACCAGCGGCAGAAACAGAAACGCAUGAAGUACUCGGCCUGCGUUUGAAUUCCACGCGACGCCGAACUCGGACGCUUUGUAUCAUCGUUUCCUAUUUAACAAAAAACAAACAAAAACGAAAACAAACAAACAAAAAAAAAUCAACAACAAAAAAAAACACUUAAAAAAACAACACCUUUUUUUUCAUUUCUUUGUGCAUAAGAAGGACAAAAAAAAGAAAAGGAGAGGGGGAGAAGGAGCCCGCGUGGAGCGUGCAAGUAAGACUCACCUCACUUGACGUGAACACAACAGAACGUGGAAACAAACAAAAAAAAAAACGAGCAACUGAGAGCACUUGCUUUAUUUCGGAGUCAUUCAUUUGCAGGGUCCGCGAGAGAUGUAAUAAUAACGAUGAUCAUAAUUAUGAUGACUGCCAAAUAAUUCCUCUUUGUAAAUGCAUCAUUUACACCUUCGUUUUCGUGUCUAAACGUGCAAUUUAUUCGUUUUUAUUUUAUUGGGGGGUGGGAAAUUGAGAAAAUAAUUUGAAGUGUUUACAAUCCAGCGUGGGCCUGCUCCUUAUGAACUAUUUAUGGAGUGAGGUCAUGUUUACUUCAUUACAUAUUUAUUGGGAUUCCCCUCAAUCACCCCCCCCCCCCCUCCCCCCCUUCUUCUUCUUCUUGUUGUUGUUUUUUGAGCAAAUCGUACAAAUUUACACGUUUCCCCCCAUCCCCCCCCCCCCUAACAUUUAAGGUGGUACAAUCGAUAUAAAUAUAUAUAUAGAUAUUAUUUCACCCCCUAUUUAUUUAUUUGUAUAAAUAUACGCGUCGUUUUGCUUGUACGAAUCACUUCCUUUGAUUACUUUGAACUGAUCGCUUCGUGGAAGUGGGAAACCGAAAUGUAAAUAACAAUGUCAUCAUUGCACAUUUUAUUCUAUUCGUACAGGUUCCCCCCUUUAUUUGCUGUUUCAGCGGAGGUAUUUUCUGUAUAUGUUUAUUUAUUUAAAACAAAACAAAAAAACACACACAAAAAAAACACCUGGUUAAAUUAUUAUCCCCCCCGCCCCUUCCGUAUUAUUUAUUCAUGGCUUUUUAUUUAACAAUUGCAAUGUGUGUUUCAUUAAAGAACAAACUUUGCCAUUUGGAAGGUUAAGAAAAAAAAAAAAACCCACAUCCAGACAUGCUAAUGUUAUUUUGGAUUAUUUAUGAAUUCAUCUGUUUAUUUAUUGAUAAGGUAGGAGGGGGAAAACGCUUUAUAGCAACAGAGCAGUGUGUGCAUGCACAACUCUUAAUAUAAAAUAAACAAAUACAUAAUUGG
Messenger RNA from Phyllopteryx taeniolatus (common seadragon), 2602 nucleotides. RefSeq names its product POU class 4 homeobox 2 (gene pou4f2). Gene Ontology annotation, biological process: regulation of transcription by RNA polymerase II. The record is from RefSeq and is a predicted model, not a curated record. Gene Ontology annotation, molecular function: DNA-binding transcription factor activity, RNA polymerase II-specific; RNA polymerase II cis-regulatory region sequence-specific DNA binding. NCBI's taxonomy places the organism in Eukaryota, Metazoa, Chordata, Actinopteri, Syngnathiformes, Syngnathidae. The transcript is spliced from 2 exons. The coding region runs from base 50 to 1357 and encodes 435 amino acids.